CCGGGUGCGCCGCUGCGUUCCAUGCUUCCGGCCCGGUGUUCCAUCAGCUGCUUGCACCUUCCGCCCAGCGCCGGCUUUCCGCGCGACGAUCGCCGAGUCCCAUCUUCGCGUGGCCUCUGCGGCGUCCGAGCCCGCAAUGUCGGGCCCCAACGGGGACCUAGGCAUGCCGGUGGAUGCGGGCACGGAAGGCGAGAAUGACAGCUUCGGGGAAGCAGAGUAUGCUGCCAUCAACUCCAUGUUGGAUCAGAUCAACUCUUGUCUGGACCACCUGGAGGAGAAGAACGACCACCUCCAUGCUCGCCUCCAGGAGCUGCUGGAGUCCAACCGGCAGACGCGCCUGGAAUUCCAGCAACAGCUUGGGGAGGCCCCUGGUGAUGCCAGCCCCUAGGUGCCGGGAGCCCCCAGCAGGGCCCUACCCUCACCUCUCUAGGCCAUGUUCUGGCCUGGGUAGAUACUACUUGGCUUAGACAACAUCUCAGGUACUGGCCUCCAGAUCCUAGUGGGUCUACCAGCCUGGACCAGUCCCCACUCACUGCCCAUCACCCUUGCUGGCGUCAGGCGCCGUCCUACAGUUCACCCACUUGUCUGCCUUCCCAGCUCCUGGUCUCUCCCCCCUCCACCCAGACUGAGAGUCCGUAUUAAAGAUGUCUCCCACA
Messenger RNA from Apodemus sylvaticus (European woodmouse), 656 nucleotides. RefSeq names its product bublin coiled coil protein (gene Bbln). The transcript has 2 exons. The record is from RefSeq and is a predicted model, not a curated record. NCBI's taxonomy places the organism in Eukaryota, Metazoa, Chordata, Mammalia, Rodentia, Muridae. Bases 137 to 388 code for a protein of 83 amino acids.